Molecule: messenger RNA, 611 nt
Organism: Gilbertella persicaria
Lineage: Eukaryota; Fungi; Mucoromycota; Mucoromycetes; Mucorales; Choanephoraceae
Product: Prefoldin
Exons: 5
Coding region: 228-602 (124 amino acids)
Biological process (GO): protein folding; chaperone-mediated protein complex assembly
Cellular component (GO): cytoplasm; prefoldin complex
Molecular function (GO): protein-folding chaperone binding
Source: RefSeq, a predicted model, not a curated record
GAGUGCUGCUAAAUAAUUACUCAAGAUUGUAGUACUGAGUAACUUGUUAUUUAUAUACUGUUAAGCACGCUUGUCAAGAACUGCCAUUAAGUCGUAAUCUUUGAUCCAUUUUUUUUUUCUGUUUAGAAGAAUUUGAGGUCAGAGACGAUGCUUCAAGGCCCGCUUUGUCAAAUAAAUUUUCUGUCGCCCCUGUUACGAUCUACUUGUUGUAUACAUCUAUUACUAUCAUGAGCAGCUUGACCUCUAUUGAAGCCAAACUUGAAGCAGAAUCUAAAGCUUUCCAACUAUUACAAAAAGAGCUCGCUCAAGUCAUUGAAAACAGACAACGUUUAGAAUCACAACAGCAAGAAAAUGAGCUUGUCAACACUGAAUUUAAGCAUCUUGAUGAAGAAAGCAAUAUUUACAAAUUAGUUGGUCCUGUCCUUGUCAAGCAAGAUAAGGCUGAAGCAGCUACCAAUGUCAAGAACAGAUUGAACUUGAUCUCGAGUGAAAUUAAACGCGUCGAGACUCAACUUGCUGAAUUGACACAAAAAGCAGAAACUAAAAAGCAAGAGAUUGCUCAAUUACAAAUGCAAUAUCAACAAUUGGCAGCAAACAAAUAAUAAAAAAGA